Cajanus cajan (pigeon pea) is the source of this 1523-nucleotide messenger RNA. Its product is annotated as F-box protein At2g27310. NCBI's taxonomy places the organism in Eukaryota, Viridiplantae, Streptophyta, Magnoliopsida, Fabales, Fabaceae. The record is from RefSeq and is a predicted model, not a curated record. Gene Ontology annotation, molecular function: protein binding.
AAAAAAAAAAAACAGACACACACGCACAAACACACAAACGAAACGAAACGUUUGGUUAAAAAGGUUUGAAUAUUAUGUAGGCUGACCUUACUAACAUAACAGCCAGUCUUGACUGUUCCCACAAACAAGUUGUCUGGGUUCCCAAAAGCGUCACCAAAAGACGAGUCUAUAUUAUCGUUAUCAUGACCAUUAACCAAAUCCCAAUCACAAACACACGCACUUAUCUUCGUAUAUAAAAUCUUACACCCUCUCUUUUCCUCACUCAUCGCUUACCUCACAUAUUUUUAUUCUUAUUCUUAUUCUUAUCUAUCAAAACACACUUUCUUUCUUUCUUUUCUCUUCAUCUUCAUCUUCAUGAUGUCAGACAUCACCACCGUCCACUCCGACAUCAUCCAAUCCCACAUCCUCACACGACUCGACGGCCCCGCCCUCGCCUCCGCCGCCUCCGCCACCGCCCACCUCCGCCGCCUCUGCACAGAGCACCACCUCUGGCGGAACAUCUGCGCCGCCAACUGGCCCUCCCUCACCGACCCCUUCGCCGCCGCCCUCGUCGCCGCCUUCCCUGCCGGCCACCGCUCCCUCUUCUCCGACGCCUUCCCCGCCCUCCAGCACACCCCCAAUCCCAUCCCCGAGCCGGCGCCGGUGCCGCCGGAGGAGCUCUUGUCCGCCGUGGACAUCUUGUACAAGGGCAAAAGCGUCCUUUCCCGCACCCUCCGAACCGAAACGCGGAAGGGGUGGUUCCUCUGCUCCCCUCUCUGGGUGGACCUCCUGGACCCCAACGAGGUGGUCCCCACAGCCCUCGUCUUCACGCAAAACGACGAAAGCCAAUGGCUGAGCCACCUCCACCAGCACCUCUCCCUCAGCUGGAUCAUGAUCCACCCCACCCGACACCGCGCCGCCAACCUCUCCAGCCGCCGCGCUGUGGGCGCCCGCCGCCACUGGCUGACCGGGGAGCUGGAGAUUCUCUACGCCCUUCCCAUGGACGAUGUCCAGUGCGUGAUCAAGGUGACGUGCUGCGGGAAGGUGGGUGGCGCCGUGCACGUGCGCGAGGUGAGCCUUACCAUGGAGGACAUCGAGGGAAGGCACGUGAUGGGGAGGGAGGGCCUUGUCAUUUUGCAGGACGCCAUGGAGACCGGGAAGAGAGUGAAACCCGACGCCGAAGAAGCCGUUAGAAGGUUCGACAAGUUCUGCAGCUUGAGAAGAGAGAGGAAAGAGAGGAGAAUGAAGCGAGACAAGGCCAUGGACUUGUUGGCCAUGUUGGUCGCUUUCUCUGUUUUCGCCACGCUCUUCUGCUUCAUGGCAUUCUCUGCUUGAUGCCCAAUUUGCCCUUUGCCUACUACACCUACAGACUAAUUCAACCAGUAAAUACUAAAUAGUACAAAAACAAAAAUACAAUCUAUACAAUACAACAACUUGUCUAUUUUAUUCCUCUUUUUUUAAUUCUUUUUUUUCUUUUGACUUAUACCCUGUUACCUAAUACCUAACUCACUUAUAUAAAUAUCAUCAUUUCUUUUUCUUCCCAA